CCUUCAAGGAGAGAAUUUCAAUAAAUAAAAUUAAAAAUGGCAAGUGAAUUCCGGAAAAGUACUUUCUGGAGAGCAGUUAUUGCUGAAUUUAUAGCUAUGAUUAUUUUUGUUUUUAUCAGUAUUGGUGCUGCACUAGGUAUCAGUUUCCCUAUUAGCCAAAAUGAAACUGUGACACCAGCGGCGCAAGAUAUUGUAAAGGUGUCGUUAGCUUUUGGGCUAGCGAUUGCCACUAUGGCUCAGAGUGUGGGUCACAUCAGCGGUGCUCACCUGAAUCCUGCGGUCACCCUUGGCUGUUUCCUGACUUGUCAGAUCAGCAUUUUUAAAGCAUUGAUGUACAUCCUUGCUCAGUGCCUGGGUGCUGUAGUAGCCACGGCUAUCCUCUCCGGUGUCACAUCCAAUAUCGAAAAAAACUCACUUGGCCUUAAUGGGCUAUCUGAUGGCUUGACAUCGGGGCAAGGGCUCGGAGUUGAAAUUAUUGUCACGUUCCAGCUGGUGCUUUGUGUUGUUGCUGUGACAGACAGGAGGAGGACAGAUGUCUCAGGAUCAGUACCUCUUGCAAUUGGUCUCUCAGUUGCCCUGGGACAUCUUAUCGCGAUUGACUAUACUGGUUGUGGAAUGAACCCAGCUAGGUCGUUUGGUUCUGCUGUACUAACAAGAAAUUUUACAAAUCACUGGAUCUUUUGGGUAGGUCCCAUGAUUGGAGGAGCCGCUGCCGCCCUUAUUUAUGACUUUAUCUUGGCUCCAAGGAGCAGUAGCAUAAAAGAUCGCAUGAAAGUUUGGACCAAUGGUCAAGUAGACGAAUAUGACCUGGAUGGAGAUGAACACCCUAGGGUGGAGAUGAAACCAAAAUGAAGACAACAAAAUUCUUAAAAGCACAUUAAGAGAUGUCAGUAUUAUGGACUUCAGAAAAAAAUAUUUCCAAAAUUAAAUUGUUUUUACAGUAUUUUUUAUUUUUUCCCUAUAUGUUACUCUUUUGCCUCUGCAUUGUUAGGUUUAAAAGUCAUCUCUAUAUCACCAUAAUGUUUUAUUACCAUAUUUAGAAACCAGUUGAAGAACCAAAAGACCCAUCAAGCUGUUUUACCAAGAUAUCAUCUAAUGGAAGGAUUCCCCCCCCCCCUUGAUUUAAUCACCUUUUCUGUUAUGAUUAAUUUCUCCCCAAAUAUGUUUUAUUAACAAAAUGUAAUCAUAUUUUUUUUUUAAAAAACUAGGCUUAAACAGUCCAACAUGUAAAUACAUUACAUCAAUAAUUUUGCCUGAGAAUACAUUUAUAUAGAAAAACAUAUAAUAUAUGUGUUGUCAGGGACAUUCUUAUGUGGAAACAAAUAUUUUAAUCUUGUCUGGACUGGUUAAAAUGGAUUGUCACUUUGGAGGAAGUAAUUAAAAAGAAGCCAAAAAUAAACUUAAAUAGAACAGAAAUUCUUAUACUAACAGGAAAAAUGCAUCCUGUAUUUUCUUUGUUUGGGUGAUCCACUUACAUUUUACAAAACAAAAAGGUUAUUUCAGGGCAAACAAAGAGGAUUUAUAUAAUGUUCUGUUUGAAAAGAUCUCUGAGCUAAAUCAAAUAGAUAUAUUUUUUAUUCAUCUUAUUUCACAUAUAUGGGAGUUAAAGGGUCAUUUUACUUGAUAAUUGUCCUUUUUCUUUAAAAAGAUAAUAUUUGAAACCAUCAAAGUGUUUUGAAAAUUGAUUGUUUCAACUUUUUUUUUUUCUGGGAUUUCUCUCUAUCAGCCAGAAAGUAAUACAUACCUAAGUAUUUAUUAAAUAAUUCUAAAAUGUUCCAAUGCAGUUUACUUAUACAUAUAUAUACUGUAUAUAUAUAUAUAUAUAUAUAUAUAUAUAUAUAUAUAUACAUACAUCCCUUUAGUUUAAUUGACCAGUUGGACAGAAAAGUUAUUUACCAGAUUCCAAGAAAGACUUUGAGCAUAAUAUACAGCUAAUUGACUAAUUAACCUUGGCCGCCCUUUGAUCUCAAUAUACAGCACAUAUUGCAAGUGGAUCCCAUAUAAUGCCACCUAAUCAUUGAUCAGUAACUGUCUAAAAAGAAAAGUACCUGCUUGGGGAAAUAAAAUAUGUUGAAAACAAGUUUAACACUAAAUACAGCAGAAUUGAAUAACUGACAAAUACAUAAAAUAAAAGACAAUGGGGCCUAUUUAUGAAAGGCCUGUCGGACAUGAUACGACAUUGCGGAUCAUGUCCGACAGACCUCGCUGAAUGCAGAGAGCAAUACGCUCUCUGCAUUCAGCAUUGCCCCAACAGCUCUUGUGAACUGCUUGGGCAACGCCGCCCCCUGCAGAUUCGUGGCCAAUCUGCCGCUAGCAGAGGGGUGUCAAUCAACUUGAAUUGCGGCAAUGCCUGUCCGCCUCCUCAGAGCAGGCGGACAGGUUAUGGAGCAGCGGUCUUUAGAAACUUAACUUGUGUUUCUGGCGUGUCUGAAGGCUCGCCAGAAACACGAGCCCUCAAGCUCCAUACGGAGCUUGAUAAAUGGGCCGAAAAGCAAUAACACUUACUUUAAAUUUUAAAUUUGAAAUGAGCAGUAGAUUUUAUUUCUGGCAAAUUUCAAAGUUAAUCCAAUUUUCCCUUCCCUUGUGUCAUGUGACAAGCAUCAGCCAAUCACAAAUUGCAUAUAUGUAUAUACUGUGCACCUUUGCACAUGCUCAGUACGAGCUAGAGCCCCAGAGAGUGUGCAUAUAAAAAGUACAUGCACAUUUUGAUAAUAUAUGUAUAUUGGAGAACCUUUUUUAAAAUUUCAUGCUUUAUAUGAAUCAUGACAUUUAAAUUUUGACUUUAAUGGCCCUUUAAUUAAGAUAUUUACUGAUGAAUGCAGAUGUAUUUAGCUUCUUUUAAAAAGAUACCAUGUUGUCCUAAACCUUUGAGCUUAUAUAUAUUUAUACAGAUUUUUUUCUAUAAUAAGAAAUAUUGCUCAGGACUUAUGCAGAAUUAUUAGAACCAAAUAAAUAACAGAUUUUUAGUAGAAUAACAUUUGGAAAAUAAAUUACUUACACAUAAAAUCCUUUAAUAUAUAAAUUAACAUAACAUAAAAUUGUUAUAUAUAUUGUUGCUUGGCUAUAUUGUUCAUUAUUAUGUUUUGUAAAUAAAUUCCUGAAUGAUUUAUAAAUAAAAAUUUAGGUUGUACUAACA
Messenger RNA from Bombina bombina (fire-bellied toad), 3136 nucleotides. It is a transcript of the gene AQP1, whose product is annotated as aquaporin 1 (Colton blood group). Gene Ontology annotation, cellular component: membrane. The coding region runs from base 37 to 852 and encodes 271 amino acids. The transcript is spliced from 4 exons. NCBI's taxonomy places the organism in Eukaryota, Metazoa, Chordata, Amphibia, Anura, Bombinatoridae. Gene Ontology annotation, molecular function: water channel activity; ammonium channel activity; carbon dioxide transmembrane transporter activity. Gene Ontology annotation, biological process: carbon dioxide transmembrane transport; renal water transport; hyperosmotic response. The record is from RefSeq and is a predicted model, not a curated record.